AUGUAUCCAGGAGGAGCUGGAUUUGAAGACCGCGCUCAACUAAAAAAACUUCUUGCUGGAUUUCAUAAAGAUCGAUUUCAAAGAUUGAGUCCAGCAGGAGUUAUAGGUGUGUAUCCAGGUGGAAUUGGAUAUG
This is a messenger RNA of Dentiscutata erythropus, 133 nucleotides long. Lineage: Eukaryota; Fungi; Glomeromycota; Glomeromycetes; Diversisporales; Gigasporaceae. The record is from the annotation of a GenBank genome assembly.